Molecule: messenger RNA, 237 nt
Organism: Lobosporangium transversale
Lineage: Eukaryota; Fungi; Mortierellomycota; Mortierellomycetes; Mortierellales; Mortierellaceae
Product: mitochondrial distribution/morphology family 35/apoptosis
Exons: 2
Source: RefSeq, a predicted model, not a curated record
AUGUCAUCCAGCAUUGGCGAAAAAUGCACUAAGAUCAAGCAGGAGUAUGAUAGUUGCUUCAACACAUGGUAUUCUGAAAAGUUUCUCAAAGGCGACGCAACACCAAUGUGCGACGAGCUCUUUUUUAAGUACAAGGAUUGUCUUUUAAAAACAUUGGAAGAAAAAAAACUCGAUACAUUGCUUGCUGACGCACGCAAGGAUAACCCAUUCCCCAACGCCUCGUCCACUUCUUCGUCA